Messenger RNA from Erythranthe guttata (spotted monkey flower), 2045 nucleotides. RefSeq names its product protein decapping 5. NCBI's taxonomy places the organism in Eukaryota, Viridiplantae, Streptophyta, Magnoliopsida, Lamiales, Phrymaceae. Gene Ontology annotation, molecular function: mRNA binding. Gene Ontology annotation, biological process: cytoplasmic stress granule assembly; P-body assembly. The record is from RefSeq and is a predicted model, not a curated record. Gene Ontology annotation, cellular component: P-body.
UUUGACUAUUUCGGUAUUUCCCCCCAAAUUAUGUAACCAUCGAAAUUGCAUACCGCCUAAAACUCCGAUUCCCGUUCACACACACAACGAAACCCUAACGAAAAAAAUCGAAUCAAAUCUUCAAAGUUUUGCGUUUUCCAAUUUCAAUCAAGGUAUUUUUUUGCAUCUUCAGAUGCAGACGCAUACCCGUUAAUGGCGCAACCUUAUAGUGGAAGCAACAAUACGGCGUCGCCAUCUUCAUCGUCGGCGGCGGCGGCGGAUUCGUACAUCGGAAGUUUCAUCAGCGUUACAUCCAAGUGUGAGAUUCGUUACGAGGGGAUACUUUACUUCCUCAAUCCCGAUGACUCCACAUUUGGCCUCAAAGACGUGAGAUCAUAUGGAACGGAGGGGAGAAAGAAAAAUGGGCAACAAGUUCCUCCACGCGACACAAUCUACGAAUACAUUCUGUUUCGUGGCAGUGACAUUAAAGAUUUACAAGUUAAAACUGCACCAGUUCAAACAGAGGAACCAUUAUACAAUGAUCCUGCAAUUAUUCAGUCAAACUGUUUUAUGCCCCCCACAAGUUUAUCAGAAUCAGUUUCAGCUACCAAUGGCUCUUCAACAGAAUUCAACUUUUACGGUGAACCCCCUGCAUCAACUGCAAGAACCAACCAGAUUACAAUGCCUCCACAUCAUUCUGGAACUGAGUCGGGAAUAUGGGGUUCUUCUCAGUUGCCUACUGCUGCGUCAUCUUAUGUCAUGCCAGCACAAUGGCAGGAAUAUAGUGGAGCACUGGGAACUAAUGCUGCUCAUCCCUUGCAGAAUCAGGCAUCGGCAGCCAUGGCAGAUAGAAAUUUAUCUGAUAAUGUUUCUUCCGGGCAUUCAUUUGCAACUUCUAAUUCCACCAGUUUAACAGCUACACAAACUCUUUCUUUCGAGCCACCGUCUAUGUCCUUUACUGGUCCACUUUCUUCAAAGUCAUCUCUGCCUUUUCAUCAAUCUACAUUGGUAAAUUCUAAUGGAUUGACCAUGCCUUUUGCAUUAACCUAUCAGAACGCAAGCAGCAUUGAAGCUCAAGUUGUUAAUAAAGUGGUUCCUGACCCAGUAUCAUCACAAUCUGUUCAGUCCUCAACGUAUUUCACAUCAUCUGUUUCAGAUCCAAUAACGGAGCCCACUGAACAUUUCCUAGGAAAAAUGUUGUACCCUGAUCAGAAGGAUAUGGGUGUUACAAGUUCGGUUGCUCCUAAUUUUGCAUCCUCAGCUGCUACUGCUUCUCAACCACCACUUUUGCCACUGCCACCACCCUCACGGAAGCUGCAUGACUCGUUCCAGUUUACUGAAGAAUUUGAUUUCCAAGCAAUGAACGAGAAGUUUAAUAAAGAUGAGGUUUGGGGGUAUCUUGGAAAAGCAAACCAGACAGAUGAAGUAGAGGGGAUACAGCAAAAUGGAACAAGUAACCAUAAGUCGUGGGGUGAUAACCCUGACAGGAUAUCCAAGACUGAUUCCAAGCCUGCGUAUAACAAAGACGACUUCUUCGACAACAUUUCUUGUCAAACAAUCGGCCAUGGAGCUAGGAAUGGACAGAAUCAAUUACCCGAGAGAGUGAAAUUGAACUCCGAGACAUUCGGUAAUUAUCAAAGGAGACCUCCGUUUGGUUAUGGUGAACAUAGAGGUGGACGAGGUGAGCAUCGUGGCCCGCACAAUUGGGGAAGGGGUUAUUAUAACUACGGCAAUAGAGGCCGUGGGCCCUACUUGCAGAGAUGACAUGGCAACAAUUCAUGAUUUCAAAAGGCAUAUGCAGUUGCUGCUGUUAAACUCGUCACAAAACCAUCUUUCUAUUUUACUGUAAGCUUAUUUAUUCUCAACGCUGAACUCUUCGGGUGAAGAAUAACAGGAUUAUUAUUAGUUACGGCAGGGUUCAUAUAUUUUUUUUGGUUCUUGAACCUGCCUCUUGUCUUGUCUACGAAAAUACCACUUUAUUUGGCUGAUUAUAUGUUUUGAACAGCCGUUUCAUUCCGAUUAUACAUAUAGUUACAAAAAUUUACUACAAAAAAAAGUUGCACCGA